Molecule: messenger RNA, 1356 nt
Organism: Pisolithus orientalis
Lineage: Eukaryota; Fungi; Basidiomycota; Agaricomycetes; Boletales; Pisolithaceae
Product: major facilitator superfamily domain-containing protein
Exons: 14
Coding region: 1-1356 (451 amino acids)
Biological process (GO): transmembrane transport
Molecular function (GO): transmembrane transporter activity
Source: RefSeq, a predicted model, not a curated record
AUGGCGCCGCCUGCAGGAACAACCGGGACGGAGCUCUCUCGCAGACAGAGGAUCUAUGCCUUUGCUCUCGUAACGUCGCUCUUCUUUACUUGGGGCUUCUCGUACGGUCUUCUUGAUGUCCUGAAUGCCCAUUUUCAAACGGUAUUCGGGAUUUCAAAGUUGCAAAGUACUUUGCUUCAACUCGCGUAUUUCGGAGCAUAUUUUGUGUGGGCACCUUUUGCUGGCACAUUCAUGAGCCGGAUAGGUUACAAGAAAGGUAUCCAUAUUGGUCUCGGCCUGUAUUCAUUGGGUGCCGUAUUCUUCUGGCCAUCUGCUAAAUUCGAGAAGUACGGAGGUUUUGUCGGCAGCACAUUUGUCAUUGGCUGCGGUCUUGCUACCCUAGAAGUCGCAGCGAACUCUUACAUCUCGGUUUUGGGAACCCCUAAAUAUGCUGCAGCUCGGCUGAACUUCAGCCAGGGUUUUCAGGGUGUUGCCUCAUUUUCAGGACCCUUGAUUGCCGCCCGUUGGUUCUUCACCGGUGCAAAUGCGAACUCCCUCGGCACGGUGCAAUGGGUUUACCUCGCCGUCUCUGGACUCGGUGUUGUCCUCAACAUUUUGUUUUUGUGGAUUAUUAGCUUCGCUGAGCUGCCGGAAAUAAUAAGUGCUACUCCCGCAGAGGACCUUUCCGGAGAGCACGAAUCGUUUUGGAAGCAAUAUCACUGCCUAUUCGGAUGGGUUGCACAAACAGCUUAUGUGGGAGCACAGGUCGGCGUUGCGGCCUUCGCUGUGAACUACUUUGAGGACCAGGGAGUUGGUAUCAGCGCGUCAAGGGCCAGCGAUCUGUUCUCAUUCUGCCAGAUCACAUUCACUGUAGGCAGGUUUGUCGGUGUAGUGGUGCUAAACUUCAUCGAUCCCGCAUUCUUACUCGCGUGCUAUGGCGGUUUCUGCACUCUCUUCUGCAUUUUAGUAUCGCAGUUACCCGGGUACGGAGGUGUUGCGUGUUUAUUCCUCUUGUUUUUCUUCGAAUCAAUCUGCUACCCUUGCAUCUUCACUCUUGGUACGAAAAACCUCGGUAUUCAUACCAAACGAGGUUCGGGGCUUAUCGUCAUGGGUGUCGGGGGCGGCGCGUGGUACCCACCUGCGCAAGGCGCCUUAGCCGACAAGGCUGACACUCGACGUUCGUAUCUUGUACCGAUGUCUGGUUACAUUGCCAUGACUAUGUAUGCCGUUGGCCUUGUCAUUCACCAAGCAACAAAAGACGGGUUUACGAUCCGCAACCGCAACGUACAAGUCGAUACUCACUCACCAGCGGAGGUCCUCAGGCGUGACAGCACGGAGAAACAGACUGCCAACGACGAAUUGCUGAAGUCGACAUAA